Messenger RNA from Symbiodinium sp. CCMP2592, 7170 nucleotides. The record is from the annotation of a GenBank genome assembly. Lineage: Eukaryota; Dinophyceae; Suessiales; Symbiodiniaceae.
AUGACGCUCCCGAGCUUCGGGAAAGAUCGCAGCCUGCGAGAACACAUCCAGGGCCUCGAGAGAAUAGCUGAAGAAUAUCAAAGGGUCACUGGACAAUAUCCUGGGGAAGAGGUUAUGCUAGGCACACUAGUUCGGUCCCUUCCCUCUGCGAUAAAACAACACGUUCAACUUCAGAUGACAGACUCCAGUAGUUACCAAAGCAUCAGGGACUACGUUCUGGGGCCUCUGGGGUAUGAAGUUACGACAACGUCUUGGACUCCAGCCAAAAUGCACCAAGCUCUUGGUGUAGUGCCUUUACCCAGUGCUGUCGAGCAAGGCCCAGUCCCGAUGGAGGUUGAUGCACUUCAAAGAAAAGGGCCAAAAGGCAAGGGCAAGAAGGGCAAAGAGCAGAAAGGCAAAGGUGGACAGCAACCGCAGAAUCCGUAUGGUGACAAGGGCAAGGCCAAAGAAGGCAAGCAAAAGGGCAAGAAGGGCAAGGAGCACAAAGGCAAAGGUGGACAGCAGCCGCAGAAUCCUGGUGCCAAGGGCUCUAGGGCAAAUGUAGUGUGCCACAAUUGCCAGCGCAAGGGUCAUUAUGCUAGUGAGUGCUGGCGUCCGCGUGUGCAGCAAGUCCAGGCACAGGGUUCGGACACAGCGUCCACUGUUGCGCCUAGCACUGUUGGUCCUUCAGCAUCGCAAGUCGCGGGCAGCGCUGCUACCACCACGAAGCGCGUUGCUAGAGUUGAGAUAGACAUGACUUCCAGUGCGUUUCAGGACGAUGCCGAGAUCAGCGGUCACUUGUGUGUUUUGACAAAAGUGUGUCCUGAGGACCCAGCUGCAGCUACUGCCCAGCCGAGUUUUGCUUCACUGUGCAAGUCUUUGGCGUCUGCAUGCGUUGACCCUGUGAAGCCACAUGUACUUGUGCCAUCGGACGGUGAUUGUGUCUGGACAGUGCCAGAUGAGAUGCAUGGAGCCACAUGUGUUGGUUGGUUGAGCAGUGCACGUGAUUCUGAGUAUGUGAAGUGCAAGGCGCCAGCCCGCAACCGUGCAAGGCCAGGUAGGCGAUCACGGCCGCCACUGCAGUGCGAGCCGAUGUUGCACACGUGCGAAGCCGCCGCUGAGCAGCUUGAGACCCCACCUGUGCAUCCACUUCAGGACCUCAGUGUGUGUGCAGUGUCAUGGGCAGACAUGAGCAACGAGAUUGAGGUUGUGGUCGACUCUGGGUCGGAUGCCUCAUGCUUGCCGCUGUCCUGGGCACACGUCGGAAGGGCUGAUGGAGCGAGCCUUGAUAGUUUCAGGGAUGCCCAGGGUCGCAUGAUCAGGGGUUCGCAAAUGCGUACGGCAGUGCUUCAGAUUGAUGGUGUUCAAUUCAAGGAGCGAUGGCUGUUGAGCAGUGUGACACAGCCGCUUUUCAGUGUCGGCAAGUUGCUCAGGCGGGGAUGGGACAUCAUCCACAGUGACGGUGUUCCUUACUUGACAAAUCCUGGGGGCACAGUGCGCGUGCCUAUGCACUACCGGCACAAUUCCUUGCAUGCGCGAGGCUCCAUCAUGAGCGUGGUAGUGUGUGCCAACGACUGUUUGAGCGAUGACAGAGAGGACGAUGCGGCCCGACACCACGAGCCCCAGGAAGCCGAGCUUGAUGAUGAGCAGGUGCGCGGCAACGACCAGCAGGUCGAGGUGCCCCGGAGUGCUGAAGCAGACAGCCCUGUUGCGGCUGCGGUGCGUGCGCUUAAGCUUGGCAGUGCAUGGCUGAACCUGGGUAGCCAAUACACCGAGAUGCAGCCUGGAAUCUUUGCUAGGCAAGAUCAGUCGGAUCGGUUUCUUGAUGUGUCAGUGCCGUUGAGCCACCAUGGAGUGGGCUUCCGCACGACCCUUCAGUAUGAUGGUGCCGAAUGGAAACUGAUUGAAAUCAACUGCUUGAUCAGCCUCUUUGAUGAUCUUGAGAAGGAGUUUGAGCCUAAAGGAUCCCGCCACAUCAUCACCAUUGGCUCUGUUGACCCCUUGCAAGUAGAAAAGCUGUUUGAUCAUCAGCCUGUAGCGUGGAACGAUGAAAGUUAUGACGGCGAGUAUGCUGAUGCACCGCCUGAUGAAAACAUGCUUGAAGAGGAUGAAAAGGCUGAAGAUGUUGAUGAAGGUGCCGGUGUAGGACCCGUGUCUCUCGCCGAAGUUCCUUCGCAGGGUCAUGUUGUGGUCAAUGGGGUUGAACUGCAUCCCGGGUGUACCCUUAAGACCCUAAGGUCGGCCUGUGAGGUUCUUGGAAUAGGCAAGUCCGGAGGAAAGCAGACGGUCUUUGCGAGGAUCGAGCAACACUUGAAAACCCAGGAGUUGCUGCAACAACAUGCUUUCCAGACUGAUGGUGUGCCAUUGCCGCUUGAACAAAAGUUUGUCGAAGAGCCAACUGCAGAGCAGAAGCGACGGCACGAGCUCAGUCAUGUGCCGUAUGCCGAUUGGUGCCCACACUGUGUAAAGUUCCGCGCCAAAGCCGACAAACAUGUGUCGAGCAAACUUGAGCUGCGGGACGAUUCGGUGUGCAGCUUCGAUUUUGCUUAUACAGGACGGAGCAGCCCAGCUGAGUUUGAAGGUGCGUCAAAGGACAAGCUUGUUUGCCUUGUGAUCAAGGACUCCCACACUGGAGCGAUGCAUGCUGUGCCAACGCCAGCCAAGGGCGGACCGGUUGCUUUCAAGUAUCUUGUUGCCGAAGUUUGUCGGUUCUUGAAUUACUGUGGGCAUGAGUCCGUCACGAUCAGGUCUGACGGUGAGCCAGCUUGCUUAGCACUUCAGCAGGGCAUCAAAGCUUUUAGGACCAAGAUGGGGUUACGCACCCACUUGGAACAGACCGAGCCAGGUGACCACCAGUCAAAUCCGUCGGAACAGGCCAUUGAUAGCAUCCGGCAGCUUGCAGGAUGCAUUCUUGACCAGUUUGAGGAGCGUGCCCAGACAACUGUAGGUGCAAUGCACCCACUGCACGGCUAUGCUUGGAGACCCGCGGCAUGGCUUCACAUGCGAAUGUCGCGGCACAACGACCUCAGUGCGUUUCAGGUGAUCAAUGGCCGGCCGUAUGCAGGGAAACUCGUUUGUUUUGGAGAAAAUGUUUACGCCAGAGUCAAGAGCAGUGUAAAAGGAAAAGCACGCUGGUGCAAAAUGCUUUGGCUUGGAAAACUUCCUGUAUCGGACCUGCACUUUGGAGUCACCGAGGGAGGAUUCAUGCUGUCCUCAAGGUCCGUUAGACGGUUGCCAAAGCAAUAUGAUUCAUCCUUGUGUGCCAAGCUGCGCGACAUGCCUUGGAGCCAAGCGUCUUUUCUUGCAGGCCAAGUUGGUCAAGCACGCAAGCAGAAAACGCUUCAGGGUGAUGAGGAUGCCGGUACUGAGCCUCAGGUUGAGCAGCAAGCCGAAGUGCCUUCACAAGCAGGUGCGGCGGAGAAUCCUUUGCCGUUUCCGGGUCAUCUGUUGCCCGACGAUGCAAUGCUGCAAGAGUUUGUGCCACCGCUGCCCCGAGAGCCAGUGUUGCAUUCACCUGAGCCGCCCACGCCUGUAGCGGCCACUCCAGGGCAGCAAGCAGAAACGCCGAUGCAAGUUGAAACGGCCUCGCCACUUGUGUCGUUCGAUGAUGGGCCUGGGAUUGCUUCUUCGUCCUCUGGGAUAGCACGUCCUGCGACUGAGGAAGCAGGCGGGGAAGCUCCAGCCCGAAAGAAACUUCGUCUUGAUGCUGUUCAGACAAGUGCAUAUGACUGUGAGAUGUUCCAUCAUGAUGAGGCUCCAGAGCUUCUUGAUGAAAGUGCAGAGCAGUUUCUUGACUGUCAGGAUGAGUCCAUUUGGGACACCGAGGAUUGGGCUGAUGACUCAGCCAAUGCACCUGACAUCCCGAGUAUUUUGAUUAAGCCUUUCAGUGAAACUGAGCCAGUGUGCGAUGCAUCCGAGCUCGAAGCCAUUGAUGCUGCAGCAGAUUCCUUUGAGCUUGAGCAGUUGACAAAAGCCGGUGUUCUUGAACAAAGUGAGUCCUGGCUUGAAGGGCAUCGGACAUUGUCUUCAAAGUACGUUCGCACCUGGAGGCCUAAAGUGAUCAAUCAGGAGCGCGUUUGGUUGCGCAGAGCCAGGUUGGUUGCGCGCGAAUUUGCGCAUCUAGAUCCGGGCAGGCAACACUUGUUUGCACCGACGACGACCCAGUGCAUGCUGAGAAUUGUUCCAUCGCUUUUCAUUCGCAACUUUUGGGACGGUUGGUCUCUACUGAGUCUUGAUGUGUCUGACGCUUUCUUGCAGUGCAAGCAACAGCAUGAUACCUUGACAAAAGUUGAUGGAAAAUGGUAUAAACUUUUCCGAAUGCUGCCUGGGCAACGGGACGGAUCUGCUACCUGGUUUCAAGAUUUUAUGUGUGAAAUCCGCGCAGCUGUUGCUGCUGAGCCAUUGGCAGAGCAGCCAGUGUUGUUUCGCAUCCCACAUGCGGAAGGCAACCACAAGUGCCAAGGAGGUGGAAUGGUGCAUGUAGACGACAUGCUUUCGGCAGGAUUGACCGCACGCCUUCAGGAGCUUGAGAAUCACUUGAAGUCAAAGUUCAAAGUGUCCAGUGAAUGGAUCCGCCAAGUCGGCGACGAGGUUUCCUUCUUGAAGCGGCGACUGAUCCUAGUCAGCCCCAAUUUGCUGGUUGUUGAGCCUGAUAUCAAAUAUCUUGAGAAACUCUUGAAGAUCACUGGACUAGAUGGUGCCAAGGAGCGGUACAAGGCGGCCCCGUUCCCGACUGGAGGCCUGCCGACAGACCUUUCAUCGGACCGCGAGCUGAACUCAGAGUCAGCAUCAAAGUAUCGCUCAGCACUUGGUAUCUUAAUGUACCUUGCUUCUGACCUGUUGGCGUGUCAAUUUGGGAUUCGGUUCUUGUCCACACAUGCUCACAAGCCUACCGAAGGCUGCUGGAAGUUACUGAGGCAUCUGACUGCCUAUGUGAAUUGCCAUAAGUCACAUGUGCUUUGUUUGGCAAAACCCCAGCUUGGGCAAGGACUGAUCUGCAAUCGCGUGUCUGAGCAGAAAACUUCUACCCUCGAAAUGUUCUCAGACAGUGACUGGUCCGGGGAUAAGAAGACGCGCAAGUCCGCUGAGUACAACUCCCUGGUUGCUGGUGCGGCAACUGCCAUCCUCCUUAAGAAUUGCGUCAUACACUUGUCGCUUGGGAAUCGCCAAGGAGUCGGACGGACUCGCCACAUCGACGGAAAGCUGUUGUGGCUUCAGCAGAUGACUCAGGAAAAGAUGCUGGACAUUUCACCGGUUGGAACCGCAGAGAAUGUUGGUGACCUUCCCACGAAGCCGCUAAAGCCAGAGAGAGUUGAGUUCAUCCUUGCACGGUUGAAUGUUCGUGACAAGGAUUGCGGCUAUGCCUUGGUUGGGAACGCCCAUUUGCUUGAUCACAGGACGCGACAUCAUGUGAGUCGCAUUGUGAAGCGAGGAGCAGUCAACCCACAGCUUGUGCUUCAGAUCCUUGCAUUGGCUUUGCAAGCAGAUUCUGUCGCCAGUGCCGAUGAUGAGCCCAAUACGCAUCGCGAUGACGCCUUGAGCCAGGGGACUGGCGAGCACGGUUACGGGGAUGGCGCUUGGAAAUCGGCCACCACGGCGGCAUAUCCUUCGGAUUUCGCUGCUUUCUUCGCACGUCUUUCCUUGAGUGCUGUUUCUGAAUUGAGGGCCGUGGCCGAUUCCGAUUUGAUCCCGAUCAACAUUCCUUCUUCGGCGGAGGCCUUUGCCACGGAGUGUAUUGCGCGCGGUGCUUUUGAUCGCGCCUCUGUUCAGAUUCUUUUCGACUUACUUCCCAAGACUCGGCCCCACAAAGUCACAGGCAGCGCCGAACCUGGCACCGCUUUCUUUGGAGGUACUAUGCAUCAGGAGGGUGUCACUGCACCGCGAUCCACUUGUUACACAUUCCCCGAAGCCAUGCGUGUGAUCAAUGCUUUCCUUCGUUCGGUGGACCCGUGCCAUCAUUAUGCCGCCUUUGUUCUCACAAAGAACGUCAGCAGUGAGGUCCAUCGUGAUCCGCGGAACGCGGCAGUGCCCAACAUGAUUGUGGCGAUUUCUUCAUUUUCGAAUGGUGGUAUUUGGAUUCAGGAUCCUUCCGGUACCACAGUGCGCUCCUUUCAUGGCUCGCCCGUCACGGGCACUGUGCACUCUUUACAGGACGGUCCGGUCUACUUGGAUGCCCGCGGGUGCUUGCAUGCAACCCAGCCUUGGACUGGAGAUCGGCUCAUCGCCAUUGCAUAUACCCCUCAGCACUUGCAGCUACUUUCUGCCGAGGACUCUGCUUUUCUGGCUUCACUGGGCUUUCCUGUCUUGGAUUCCUCUCCUGCGGGGGGGGGAGGCUCAAGCGGAAUCCUUCGAUGCCCCAGGCAAAUCCACCUUGGCCGCGCGCGGCAGUGGCGGGGAUGGACAAGUCAGGGGCCGGAGGUGGGGGUCGACCAUGCAGCCAGGGAAGCGUUUGACCCCAAGACCAGUCGCGCUUUCGGGCAACCCAUGCAGGAGUUUGUGGACGGCUUUGGGCUGUGCUCGCCUGGCCGUUGGGCUCCUGAGGCGAGGGAAAAGCUGGCAUCGAGUGAUGAAGUCGCACAUGCUGAGAAAAUUCGUGGACUGCUAAGACUGCUAAGAGAUUUUGUGAUUGAUCAGCUGAAGGAUCCCAAGGACAUGGCUUUUCGGCUUGCGACGGGCCAUGUGAAGAAGUCUCCAUUCGCGCAGUCGGCAUUGCAGAAGCUGAGGCAGAGAAUCGUCGACAUCAUCCCGGGGGCGACUUCGGACCUGCUGCGUGUGCCAGAGCGACAGCCUUUCCACCUGUACUUCCUGGCUGAGACUAUGAUUUGCGGGGGGACAGACAAUUCUUCGACUGGCAAGCUGCAGAAGAAGGGCUCGAGCACUAAGUGGCCGCUGAUGGGCAUUCAGAUGGCAUGUGCAGCGGCUCUACACAAGGUGAACAAGCAGCUCACACUGCAGUGGAGGCCGAGGGAUGAGAACACCUUGUCUGACGCUAUCACCAAUCACGAUUUCUCGAGUUUCUGUCCGGAGCUGAGGGUUCCCUUGAAGCUUGACGAUCUGCCGCUUGACAUUUUCCUUCGGAUGAUUCAUUCCAGGGAGGCCUUCGUGAAUGCACGCGUCAGCUUACAACACCUGGUAUCAAGAGAGACUUCGAUGUCGCGUCGUGAGAAGGAGCAGAGCAAAACACCUUGGUGA